AUAUUAACGCAAUCUAGAUCCUGUUUCCUGCGAAUAAGAAGCUCGCACCAUAUACAAUUACGAUCACUGACAUAUUGCUUAUUUUUGAGCCUAGGAUGUUGACGAAUUGUUCCAGCCUGGAUUCCCCAAUUGCUGAGUCCUAAGUUCGACAGUCGACAGCUCCGAUUGACGACCAGUCCAGUCCGUCCGGUCAUCAGAGAAAGAAAGUCCCACAGACCGAUUCGCGUGUAUCCUGGGUAAGAGAGCCAGUUUGGUUCUCAGAAACGAUUAUGGCAGUCACCUUUACGGAGGAUAACAUCAGGGAUCUACGGCAUCGCCUGGAGGAUGCGGCCAUCAAGUGUUCGGAGCGCUGCUUGUAUCAGUCAGCCAAAUGGGCUGCUGAGAUGCUAGAUUCUCUAUUACCCGUCGACGAUUCCGAGACUGACCCCGAUUCGCCCAUGGACCUUGCGGAGCCUCCCACAGCUCCCAGUAACCCAUUUCUUCGCAACCAAGAUCCUCUAGAAGCUACACUCGAAGCUCAGGAAGCACAUAAAUACCUUCUCGCAAAGUCCUACUUUGACACUCGUGAAUACGACCGCUGCGCGGCCGUCUUCCUUCCUCCGACGAUACCUACUGUACCUCUCUCAUCUGUCUCUCCAAACACGAAAUCGCGAACGUCCCUGACACCGCAGAAAGGGAAGACAAAGGCGUCUCCGUUUGCUGGUCUGAAGGCAAAUACCAACACCAGGAAUCCGUAUCCCCGCUUGAGUCAAAAGUCGCUGUUCCUCGCCUUGUACGCGAAAUACCUCGCAGGAGAAAAGCGCAAAGAUGAAGAGACGGAAAUGGUACUAGGGCCCGCAGAUGGCGGCAUGACUGUCAACCGUGAACUGCCAGAGCUCGCUAGGGGUCUGGAGGGGUGGUUUGCAGAAAGAAGGGAAGGGGGUUUGGAAGACCGUGGCCAAGGGUGGCUGGAAUACCUCUACGGCGUCAUUUUAUUGAAAGGCAAAAACGAAGAGGAGGCCAAAAAAUGGUUGAUACGCAGUGUUCAUCUAUAUCCUUUCCACUGGGGAGCCUGGCAGGAAUUGAAUGAUUUGCUGUCCAAGACGGAAGAUCUCAGGCAGGUAGCUGAUCUGCUGCCGCAAAAUAUCAUGACCCUCAUAUUCCACUGCUACUGCAGCCAAGAGCUGUAUCAAGCAACGGAAGACACUCACCAGACAUUAACAGAACUCGAAUCUAUUUUCCCCAACAGCUCGUUUCUAAAGACUCAAAGAGCUCUCCUUUAUUAUCACUCUAAAGACUUCGAGGAAGCAUCACACCUAUUUUCCGACAUUCUCAUAGCAGAACCCCAUCGUCUUGACAGUCUAGAUCACUAUUCGAAUAUCCUUUACGUUAUGGGAGCUCGACCACAGCUUGCUUUCAUUGCUCAACUCGCAACCGCAACGGACAAGUUCCGUCCAGAGACAUGCUGCGUUGUGGGCAACUACUAUUCCCUUAAAUCUGAACACGAGAAAGCGGUCAUGUAUUUCCGUCGUGCCCUAACCUUAGACCGCAACUUCUUGUCAGCGUGGACGCUUAUGGGCCACGAAUACAUCGAAAUGAAGAACACCCACGCCGCCAUCGAGUCAUACCGCCGCGCUGUGGAUGUCAAUCGCAAGGACUACCGCGCUUGGUAUGGUCUGGGCCAGGCAUAUGAAGUCCUGGAUAUGUCUUUCUACGCUCUCUUCUACUACCAACGCGCUGCAGCUCUCCGACCAUACGAUCCUAAGAUGUGGCAGGCGGUGGGAUCAUGCUACGCCAAGAUGGGCCGUGUCGAGCAGAGCAUAAAAGCACUUAAACGCGCUCUCGUCGCCGGCUCGUACUAUGAACCAGGUGACUCACAAGGCGGACCGGGUCGAAAGAUCCUGGAUCCAGAAACCCUAUAUCAGAUCGCAACCCUCUACGAACGCCUAGAGGACGAGGAAGAAGCUGCUGCAUACAUGGAGCUCACGCUGCAGCAAGAGAGCGGUGAAGUCAUCCAUCAGGAUGCUGAUGACGACUCCGACGCGGAAACUGAAUCGGGAGAUGAAACUGGGCGCAGCCGUCGCCGUCGCGGAAAGCUCUACGACGACGAAGACGAGGAAAAUGAAGCUGUUGGUGGCACUGGCGUUACGGCUACGACUUCCAAAGCUCGACUGUGGCUCGCGCGCUGGGCACUCAGACACGGCGACCUCGACCGCGCCGAUCAGUUGGCCGGAGAAUUAUGUCAGGACGGAGUAGAGGUCGAGGAAGCAAAAGCCUUAAUGAGAGAUGUCAGAGCAAGGCGUGAAGGAGGGGGUUAAGGACAGAAUGCACUGGCACUACUUUCAUUGUAUGAUAUCCUGGGCAUAUGGUCAAGGGCGUUUUACUCGCUAGGGUUUCAAUAAGCGGUUCAAAUAGGAUAUUCUCAGAUGUGCUAAGACCUUUCCAACGGUGUAAAAUGUAUACACCACAUCAUUCGCUCAUAUGCUGAACAGUCCUCUUACUUUUAAGAAAAGUAGAAGC
Molecule: messenger RNA, 2499 nt
Organism: Paecilomyces variotii
Lineage: Eukaryota; Fungi; Ascomycota; Eurotiomycetes; Eurotiales; Thermoascaceae
Product: cell division cycle
Exons: 4
Coding region: 270-2297 (675 amino acids)
Biological process (GO): cell division
Cellular component (GO): anaphase-promoting complex
Molecular function (GO): protein binding
Source: RefSeq, a predicted model, not a curated record